AUGGAAAAUCACAAGAUAAUUCUAUCUACUGAAUUUGUAAAUGACUACUCAACAAACAACACAAAUUCGUACGAAAAAGGGGAAACAGUUAAGAAACCGGAUCAAGAAAAUGUUGAUAAUUCCGUAAAAGAUGAAGACAAGGAAGUCUGGUGCUCAAAGGUUGAGGAAGAUCUAUCCAACUGUUUGAGGAACUAUUACGAAAACUUUUUAACCGAGAAUCUGGAGUCAGAUGAAAAAGAUAAAUCAUCUGAACUUUUAAAAUGCUGUAGUCAUUUUAAAGACUAUGAACCAUGUGUAAAAAAGAUUUAA
Theileria annulata is the source of this 309-nucleotide messenger RNA. RefSeq lists its product as uncharacterized. The transcript has a single exon. The coding region runs from base 1 to 309 and encodes 102 amino acids. The record is from RefSeq and is a predicted model, not a curated record. NCBI's taxonomy places the organism in Eukaryota, Apicomplexa, Aconoidasida, Piroplasmida, Theileriidae.